Messenger RNA from Brassicogethes aeneus, 761 nucleotides. The record is from the annotation of a GenBank genome assembly. Lineage: Eukaryota; Metazoa; Arthropoda; Insecta; Coleoptera; Nitidulidae.
CGCCAUCUUCCAGACGAAUUUAAUUUGAUUUUUGGCUAUGUUUGUUGGUGUUUUCUAGAAUUUUUGCCAGAUUUUUAAAUAAAUCGACAAAAAUAUGUCUUCAAUAACAUCCCCGUCCGUAGAAUUAAGCUCCUACCGUGAUCAGCAUUUCAAGGGCUCCAGAGCCGAACAAGACCGUUUAUUAAGGGGUACAACUACUUUAUAUAUUGGUAAUUUAUCGUUCUUUACAACAGAAGAGCAAAUUUAUGAGUUGUUUUCGAAAUGCGGCGAUAUUCGGCGUGUUAUAAUGGGGCUGGACAAAUACAAAAAAACGCCCUGUGGGUUCUGUUUUGUUGAGUAUUAUAACAGAGCUGAUGCUGAAAAUUGCCUAAGAUACAUUAACGGAACCCGAUUGGACGAUAGAAUCGUGAGAACCGAUUGGGAUGCCGGUUUUAUUGAGGGAAGGCAAUAUGGAAGAGGUAAAACUGGAGGACAAGUUAGAGAUGAAUAUAGAACUGAUUUCGAUGGCGGACGAGGCGGUUAUGGCAAAAUAAUCCAACAAAAAAUAGGCAGCGGUCCCGAAACCACUUUUCCCCGAUGAGAAUGAAUUAAGUACGAAGUAAAUGCAAACUAUUUUAACAUUAUUGGGAUUACGCGGUUUUCUCUUUUAAGGUAAAUUUUGUAUAUUUUUAAUUACAGUGGUUAGUGAAAACUAAAUGAACUUUUUAAUGUUUGUGUGUAAGAAAAUUAAGUAGGACUUUUUAUGAAAAAAGGAAUAAAGU